Drosophila mauritiana is the source of this 2890-nucleotide messenger RNA. RefSeq lists its product as uncharacterized. The record is from RefSeq and is a predicted model, not a curated record. The transcript is spliced from 13 exons. Gene Ontology annotation, cellular component: plasma membrane. NCBI's taxonomy places the organism in Eukaryota, Metazoa, Arthropoda, Insecta, Diptera, Drosophilidae. Gene Ontology annotation, biological process: Ras protein signal transduction; positive regulation of GTPase activity. Gene Ontology annotation, molecular function: guanyl-nucleotide exchange factor activity. The coding region runs from base 647 to 2713 and encodes 688 amino acids.
UGUGCGGUUCUGAGAUCGGAUUUAUCAGUGCGGCCACAGAUUUGGGCAUUAUAAAGAAACCAAAAAAUAAUAGUUAAAUAAGUGAGAAGAGAAAUGGCAAUAAAAAUUUAAAAUAGUAAAAUAUAAAUAAUAAGUUACCAUGAAAAGUAGUGCAAAAUAAGAUCGGAUUAAAUGGUUAACCCAUGAAUGCUUAGUUACCAAAACCCUCCAUUUUCCUAAUGGAUAGUUGGCUACAUUAAAAGUUGAUCGGACAAUACCACACCCAGCCAUUGGAUUCAACGCUCUUGGAAUUCAUAGGAACUGGAACUGGAGCAGCGAUUUCGUAGCCAAGAAAUCAAUAGAUAUGAAUUUAAAUUGCUGAAGUGUGUUUCGGCGAGCAUCAAUAAGCAAUAUCGCAUAUGGUUCCAGCCGACUGGCUGCCCCCGCAACUUCUAAUCCUUCUCGUAAUUGACGUUUGAUUGGACCUGCCCGAUCAUGGAAACGGCAAACUUGCCACCUGCCCGCCACGUGCCCAUGCAUUAAAUAGCCAGGGCAGUUAAGCCGCAGGUACGCCCACCCACCGCCCAUCAGACCCCCCCUCCCGAAAAGGAACACACACAGCCCCACACACAUGACCGCGUCACGAGCGGCGAAACGAACGUGACACAUGGCGAUGUACUUUUAUGCCAGCAAGAUAUCAGCCAUCGCCUGCGGAACGCGUUGCAAGCAGACCGUGCUGCAGAAGUCGCGGGGUCAGCGCGACCGGGACAAAUGCCACCAUGGCCAUCAUGGCCACCACCAGCACCACCGGCGCCACCACCGUCGACGGUGCCGCAUUAGCAGUAACAGCAGCAGCUCGGACAGCGAAUCUGCGGAUGACUGCUGCCUGGAGUUGGGUGAAUCGGGAGCGGAUUCGAGGGAAGGCGGAGCAGGCGGUGGAGCCGGAUUACAGGGAGUCCAAGGCGGCAUAUUCUCCCUGGAUCCGGGUCAUCUGACGGCGGAGACAGCUCUCCUGGGUGGCAAUAUUCGCUACAGACGACGACACAGCGCCGAGCAGUUGAGUGCCUACGAUCUGGAAAUGGGGUUUCAGCAAUUAGAGCUUGGCACCACAAUAUCAGUUGGGCCGAAAAACGAGGAUUUGGUCCAGUACGAUGUGCCCAAAAAUCCGCACAAACGCAGCCAAUGUGAUAUUAAUUUUGAGAGCUCGGUUUUGGGCUCCGGCGGCAUUAUGUACAUAAAUGGUAGAAUAGUUUCCGGGCCACUGGACUCCCUAAUCGAAACGCUGCUGCCCAAGGAUGUUGUGGACUUAGAUAAGGAAUUUGUAUUCUCGUUUUUAUUAUCCUGCCGCUUGUUCCUGCGACCCCACGAAUUACUGGGCCGACUGCUGGACUCGGUACCUGAUAGCGAAUGCUUGGAGUCCCUGGUGUCCCUGCUGGCCGAGUGGACGAUGAAGUUCCCCUACGACUAUCGGGAUGAGCGGAUGAUGAGCCAUGUCAAACAUAUCGUUGCCAGAUGUUCCAAUUCGCAUUUGGAAGCCGCUGUCUCCCAAACACUGAGUGCCUUACUAAAACGACUGACUGAUUUAGAGAGACAUGAGGCGGACCUACGAGCCUGCCAGACCAACGACAAGUCUGCAUCAGAAACUCCACUCAACUGUCCAACGGCCACGCAGUACGCACAAAUCGUUUGUCGGGUGGAAAAGAAACUGGCCAAGCACAUUGGUGGCGAGGAGUUCCUCCAGUGCAGCAGCAUGAUCCUCCUCGAUAAGCAGAAGAAGUGGGACCAACCAUCCACGUCGGGCGCUCCGCCAGGAGCCCAGGAUCCGAAGAAGACGUGCAACCUGGAAACCUAUCUGGAUUGGUCGGCACGUCUGCGUCUGUUUGUCUGCAACGAGAUCCUGCAGAGCGUCGGCAUCGAGGGACGCAGUCGAACCGUGGAACUCUGGAGCGGAGUGGCCCAGUACUGCCUCCUUGUGGGCAACUACAAUAGUGCCACGGCCAUUUUGGAGUCCCUGGAAUCGCCGGCCAUAGCGCGGCUUAAAAUUACGUGGAGCAAAUUGCAAGUGACGUGUCAACAAUUGGACUGCAUGCAGCGCCACGCCGAGGGCCAUGGACAUUUAUGGCAGAAGCAGGCCAUCUCCCUAAAUGAGCAGCAGGAGGGUCUCAAGACUGAUAAGCAGCCGCCCAAGCAGCCGGCGGCCCAAGGAGCAGCUCCGGCGCAAGGAGCCGUCGCCAUCGCCAUCACAACGUCACCCGACUCGGAUGAGAAGCCAUCGACAAGUGGCCGAGUGGCUGGCAUAGCAGGCAUUUCCGCUGCAACAAUGGAAUCCGCUCCAGUUCCUGUGGCAAGUGGCAGCAACGUGGGUGCUGCAACUUCGACGGCGGCAGCAACCACACCAUUAGCAAGUUCGGGCAAGCCAAAUGAUUGGGUUGUUAUUCCAGUGUUUGCGGAUAUUGUUAAACUGGCGUUGGGCGAGCGUGAGAACUGUUUGCAGCGCUUAGCAAAUGGCCACAUCAAUAUGGCUGCCUUCGAUCGAAUGGCCGCCAUUGUUGGGGCAUUCACCAAACACAUGCAGGCGAUGAAGGCGGCCCAGGCGCCAUCUAGCGGCGAGUACGAGCACUUCUGCCGCCACAUGCAGCAAACAACGAAACUUGGCGAGGCGGAACUAAUGAUGGCCUCAUUCGACUGCGAGGAACCCAAUAAUGCCGAGAAGCUAAUGUACGAUUUAAACUAGUAGGAUAUGCGUAGGCUUCACUAAUAAUAGCGACUAAGAAAGCAUUUAAAGUUAGCCUAAGCAAGUACUGUACAUAAAAGUUAGGUAAAGCACUUGGAUAUUUAGCGUUAAGUAGAUAACAAUAAACCAAUCAGCUGUAAAAACUAUUUAACACAAUUAAUACGUGUGUACAUGGAC